UUUAAUUAGCGACGUUUAUAUAUAGAAAGAACAAGAGAGACUUUCGGAAAUUCAACAAGAGAAUAAAAUUUUGUUGGAUAAGAUUGCUACAAUCAUGAACCAACCUUACACGGAAUUUUCUAUAAACCGUUACGAACAUAACAGUUUAAAUUUCCGUUCAAGAAGACAAGAAAUGAUGAAAAUAGGUUAUGAAAAUAUCGUGCUCUUACAUAGAAUCUUAUCAAAAAAUGGAGAAUACGAUGUACUAAAAUGGGAAAAGGAUUUUCGUCGUCAUUUAAAUUAUCGUCAGAAUAUAUUAAAAUUUCCUCAUAACUGGAGGCAAUUGUUAGCUAAAGAAGAUGAAGAACGUAUAGUUUAUAGGAAGAAGUUACAAAGAUUAACGGAAUUGAAGAAACGUUAUGCCGAUGCUACUGAUCCUGUGAAGAACGUGCUGAAAGUUGCCAAGAAUAAUAAAGAGGUGAAGAAGAAUGUGGACAGAAGGAAGGUCGUUUCCAAAAGCAAUUUUAACAAAGGGUCUGAUAAAAUGGACAAAACGAAGAAAUUUCACGACAAUUCAGAGUACACUGAAGAAAGAACAGAUGUCGACGAAGAAAAUAUUAUUAAUGAAGAAUCAGACGAUUAUGAAUCUGAUAAGGAGAGGAUAGUAAGUGAUGGAGAAGUAUCAAGCAGCGAAGAAGACAUCUUGGAUCGCUUAAUUGGAUCUUUAAUGGAGGGAAAUGAUAAUGGAAUAUGCGAUUCCAGUAGAAAAUGCAGAAACAAACAAAAACCGAAAACCCCGGUUUAUCAAAUCAAUUCCAAUAAAAAUUACAAAUUUAAAAAAUUCAUAAAGCCAAAUCGUAACAAAAUCUAAUGCGAAAAAGAAAUGGGAAAAAUUAAAGAAUUUCCCAAUUUUCCUUUAAAAAUUUUAAAUGCGUAAAAUUUAUUUAGUUUUGAAUUAAAAGUUGUAUAAUAAAUAUUUAAAAUUUGUAAAAUGUUACCGUUUAUAAAGUGAAUUAAAGUAUGGGAAUCAGUAAUGCUCAUAAGGGAAUUUUACUCUU
This is a messenger RNA of Centruroides sculpturatus (bark scorpion), 1037 nucleotides long. RefSeq lists its product as uncharacterized. The transcript is spliced from 4 exons. The record is from RefSeq and is a predicted model, not a curated record. NCBI's taxonomy places the organism in Eukaryota, Metazoa, Arthropoda, Arachnida, Scorpiones, Buthidae. Bases 95 to 850 code for a protein of 251 amino acids.